Tripterygium wilfordii is the source of this 3228-nucleotide messenger RNA. Its product is annotated as transcriptional corepressor SEUSS-like. The record is from RefSeq and is a predicted model, not a curated record. The coding region runs from base 257 to 2938 and encodes 893 amino acids. The transcript has 10 exons. Gene Ontology annotation, biological process: negative regulation of transcription by RNA polymerase II; positive regulation of transcription by RNA polymerase II. Gene Ontology annotation, cellular component: nucleus; transcription regulator complex. NCBI's taxonomy places the organism in Eukaryota, Viridiplantae, Streptophyta, Magnoliopsida, Celastrales, Celastraceae.
ACAGAGCCACCGAGACAAAAGGGCGAGAGGGUAAUAAAAGCUAUAUAACUUUGUAUUUAUAAGCAGUACGAACGAACGAACGCAUACCCAUUGAAGAAGAAGAAGAAGAACAGGAGCUCAUUCUUAUUGGGAAAAAUAAAUUGCUGGGCCAAAACAAAAGGAUUGUAGAAAAAGAAAGUCUUUCGUAGAAUUGAAGCUGCAACUUCAUCACUUUCGCCUUUUACUUUGGCAAAUUUUGUGACCUGGCUUUGACAAGAUGCUGCCUUCCGGGCCGACAACACGAAUUGGUGGUGCCCCGUCAAUUUCGUCUUCUUUUCUACGAUCAAACUCCUCGGUUUUGGGAUCUCAAGGGGGUUCAGUGCAUCUACAAGAAACAUUCUCUUCUCUCAUCUCACCGCAAUCUCAAUAUAGCAUGAGUUUGCUUGGAAGUAAUCCCAACAUGUCCUCUCUUCUCAACCAAAAUUUUGGUAAUGGGUCAAACACUGGGCUCUCUGGUUUGGGUGCUUUCCAACGCAGUAGUGUUGACACCACACCGGAGUCUGUAGCAAGUGACAUUAGUUUUGCUGCCUCUUCAUUUACGCCAUCAAAUGUGUCAAAUAUCGGUUCAUCUCUCCAAGGUCAAAACCAGGAGUUUGCAAACAAUGCUGGAAACGGUACAUUGUUGGAUCAACACCAAUCUAAUGUGCAACAAUUUCAACAGAAAAAGUUCCAGCGUGGUCAACAGCUGAUGCACCAAUUCCCUGUUUCGAACCUCCAAGUGCAACAGCAACAGUCCCCAUUCCAAUCACUUCAACAUGGGUCAGGGGUCAUGGUACCGGUUAAGACGGAACCACAGUUAGUUAACAAUUCAAUUGGUCUGCAGGAACAAUUGCAGUCAUUGAGGAAUCUUGGUUCAAUGAAACUAGAGUCACAGAAGGACCAGAUUGUUAGAGGCAUGGGACCUGUUAAAUUAGAGGAUAGACAUUCAGAUCAAGCUGCGGUUUUGAAGCAACGGAUGCAGCAACAACAAUUUCUUCAAAUGUCUAGGCAGCCCUUGCAAGCUACUGCCGCGCAGAUGAAUCUUUUGCAACAACAGCGCUUUUUUCAGCUGCAUCAACAUCAGCAGCAAGAACUUUUGAAGACAUUUCCUCUGCAACAGCCCCAACUACAGCGGCAACCGCAAAAUAUGAUUUCUAGAUCUGCUGCGAAACCGGCAUAUGAACCAGGAAUGUGUGCUCGGCGUUUAACUCAAUACACCUAUCAGCAGCAACAUAGACCUGAUAACAAUAAUAUUGAGUUCUGGCGGAAAUUUGUGGCUGAGUUCUUUGAUCCCAGUGCAAAGAAGAGAUGGUGUGUUUCAUUGUAUGGCAAUAGCCGCCAAACAAAUGGCAUUUUCCCUCAGGAUACAUGGCACUGUGAAAUAUGCAAUCGGAAGCCUGGGCGUGGUUUUGAGACAACUGUGGAGGUUCUUCCCAGGCUGUUCAAGCUCAACUAUGAUAGUGGCACUUUGGAAGAGCUUCUCUAUGUUGAUAUGCCCCGUGAAUAUCAGAAUGAAGCUGGUCAAAUUGUGCUCGAUUAUGCAAAGGCAGUGCAAGAAAGUGUUUUUGAACACCUUCGUGUAGUACGGGAUGGUCAACUUCGUAUUGUUUUCUCCCCUGAUAUGAAGAUUUGCUCUUGGGAGUUUUGUGCACGACGCCAUGAGGAACUUAUCCCUCGGAGAUUGAUAAUACCCCAGGUAAGUCAGCUUGGAGCUGUGGCGCAAAAGUACCAAGCCUCUGCUCAGAGUGCAUUAUCCAACUUACCUGCUCCCGAUCUACAAAGUAACUGUAAUAUGUUUGUUGCAUCUGCGCGUCAGUUAGUAAGAGCUCUGGAGAUGCCUCUAGUAAACGAUUUAGGAUACACAAAGAGAUAUGUGCGGUGCCUUCAGAUAUCUGAGGUGGUUAAUAGUAUGAAGGACUUGAUUGACUAUAGCCGGGAGACGGGAAAAGGACCAAUUGAAAGUCUGGCCACGUUCCCUCGCAAAACCAGUAGAGCGUCUGGGCUGCUUACUUCUCAGCAACCUGAUGAAAAGCAGCAAAGUAGUGAACAGAUCUUUAACAACGAUCAUCAUUCUGCACAGGCAAGUACAAUGCAGCCUUCUACAAGCAGUGGUGUUUCAAGUGUAAGCAAUUCACAUGGAAUGGCAUCAACCACAACUUCUGCCACUACCAUUGCUGGGCUUUUACAUCAGAAUUCAAUGAAUUCACGUAUUGAGAACCAGAUGAACAAUCCUAGUAGUCCUUAUGUUGGAACCCCAGUUCAAAUCCCAUCUGCAGGGUCCUCGACUACUCUACCAGCUGCUCAGCCUAAUCCCUCUUCUCCCUUCUCAUCUUCUACUCUGUCAUCAUCGAACAAUCCCAACCAGAUUUCACAAAAUGCAUCAACAGCAUCAGCAACCACUGGCCACAUAAACUCUACAAGUUCAGCAGCACCAAUCCCGGUUCAACAGUCGUCUCAGAUAAAUGAUUCAGAUCUGAAUAAACCCCCGAGCUCCUUGGAGAAAUUGCUUCAAGAAAUAUUGAACUCCCCGCAAUUUGGCGAAGCAGCUGAUGCUGCUGCUCCUUGUAAUCCUGCGGUGAAUAACGCAAAGCGCUUGAAAAGGUGUAGACAAGAAGGCCAGAAUUUGCCUACCAGUGGCAAUUGCUUAGGAGGCAACAGUAUAGCCAAUAAAAGUUCUGCCAUCAUGGGUGGAGGAUUUGGGAACUUGGGCGUUCAGAAUGGUCCGUCCACGACAAAUGGCAGAAUCGGAGCUGCCAUGGGAAGUAAUCUUGCAACUCUUGCUGGUAGGGUAGGGAUGCCAUCGAUGCAUCAAGAGGCCAGUAUCAAUAAUCAGCAGCAGGAAUUGGCUAACCGGUUCCUUAAUGGUAUCGGAGCAAUGAAUAGCUUUAACAAUCUCCAGUAUGAUUGGAAAUCUGCCUGAAGAUGCUGAUUAGUGAUUAUAUCUUGCUGAUACUUUCAGGGUGGCUACAUGUCUUCUCAUUGGAUGUACUGCUAGUGAUGAUAGAAUAGAACAUGAUCAUGGCGUGCGCCGGGUUUUGCCCGACACCGAUUGAGAGCUCUUAUUCAGUUACAGGAUGGCUUAAAUUCCGAGUUCUCAAAGCCUUUCAUUCUACAUUGCUUAAUUUCCAUCCCUGUUUCUCUUCAUCUGAAGUGUACUGUUAACUCAAUUAUCAAAAAAUUCGACUUUUGACAAGUCUGGAGAUUUAGACA